Molecule: messenger RNA, 3178 nt
Organism: Globicephala melas (long-finned pilot whale)
Lineage: Eukaryota; Metazoa; Chordata; Mammalia; Artiodactyla; Delphinidae
Gene: ACTR3B
Product: actin related protein 3B
Cellular component (GO): actin cortical patch
Molecular function (GO): actin filament binding
Source: RefSeq, a predicted model, not a curated record
AUUUUGGGUAUUAUAUUAUGAGAUUCCAGAUCUUAUUUAAAUCUUAUGCUUUGGCAAGUCAUUUCUGAUAUCGCUCCAGCAGGGGAAGGGGGAUACCCUUUGUUAAUGCCAGUUUGGGGCUGAAGUUCAGGUUUUCCUCUUGGCCUUUGUUGACACUCAUUUGGGGAGGGGCUCCAUGUUGCUGCUGAGUGUGGGCGGGGGAUCAGACCCCUGACUAGGCUUCUGCAGGUACCAUCCGCCGGAAGGGUGAGGGGUGGAAGUGCUGACUUUCCACCAGGCCUCCUCUGGCAGGACCCCGGUGUGGAGGCAGAGGGGUGGGAUGAGUCCUGGCUCCUGCGUGGUGUCUACACUGCACGUGGGGGGUUUGUUUUUCUGUCGUGUUUGAUUGGAGUCGGGCAGUUGUAUGUUUUCACUGCCCCUUUCACCUCCUUUGGCUGGAGACAGCAGGCUUUUGGGGACUGUGUUUGUUUGUUCCCACUGGUGUUUCUGGGUUGUUGGCUUCCCUGGCAGCCAGCGUAGGACACAUCAAACAAACGAAAACCUGGAAGUCACCAGCGUGUUGUUCCUUGGGUCCUGAGGUCCCUAGCCAGUCUGCUGCUUUCUCUUCACCUCUCAGCAUUUUUAUGUUUCUUUCAAAUAUAAAGUCCAGGGAUUCUAGCUGUGCUUAGUGAGAGGAGUAGAGAAAAGUAUGUUUACUCCAUCUUUCCAGAAGCAGAAGUCCAAAUUUAAUUAACUUUGAAUAGGUAAUACAUUCAUGUGACAUACAAAUUAAAUGCUGUAAAAAGAUGUACAGCGGAAAUUAACUCUCUACCACCCACUUCCCCUCUUAGAUGGCAACUACAGUUUCUGGUUUCUUCCUUCCUGAGGUAACUGUACAUGUACCGGCGAAUAUACACAGACGUGUUUUUACCUAAGUGGUGGCGUACCACGGACACCAUUUUGCACCUUGCUUUUUUUCUCCUGACGCUCCAUCUCUGAGAACGUUGUGGGUCACUUCGUGAACUCCUGUAUUGCUUUUCGUGGCCUCAUGAUAUUCCAUUGCAUGGAGAUGCCACAUGGUCCUGUAGGAAGCUGUGGUGUGCUGGAGAAAGCUGCGGGUGAUUUAGAUCUGUGUGCUACGGCGAGUCAUGUGUAUACUCCGUGAAUACUCAGAGGUGCUCACUGAUAGCUACUCUUUAGACACAUUUCUCCGUCAUGUUCUCAAGGACUAUUUGGACCACAUCUUGCUUUUCAUAGGUAUUGCCAUCAGAGAGUCUGCAAAGGUGGUCGACCAAGCCCAGAGGAGGGUGUUGAGGGGUGUCGACGACCUGGACUUCUUCAUAGGGGACGAAGCCAUAGAUAAACCCACGUAUGCCACAAAGUGGCCAAUAAGACACGGAAUAAUUGAAGACUGGGAUCUAAUGGAAAGGUUCAUGGAACAAGUGAUUUUUAAAUAUCUUCGAGCUGAGCCUGAGGAUCAUUAUUUUUUAAUGACAGAACCUCCACUGAACACACCAGAAAACAGAGAAUAUCUUGCAGAAAUUAUGUUUGAAUCAUUUAAUGUACCAGGACUCUACAUUGCAGUUCAGGCAGUGCUGGCCUUAGCAGCGUCUUGGACCUCGCGACAAGUGGGCGAACGUACGUUAACGGGGAUCGUCAUCGACAGUGGGGAUGGGGUCACCCAUGCUAUCCCAGUGGCAGAAGGGUAUGUCAUUGGGAGCUGCAUCAAACACAUCCCUAUCGCAGGGAGAGAUAUUACGUAUUUCAUGCAACAGCUGCUGAGGGAGCGGGAGGUGGGGAUUCCUCCGGAGCAGUCGCUGGAGACUGCCAAAGCCAUCAAGGAGAAAUACUGUUACAUUUGUCCUGAUAUCGUCAAGGAAUUUGCCAAGUAUGAUGUGGAUCCUCAGAAGUGGAUCAAACAGUACACGGGGAUCAAUGCAGUCAACCAGAAGAAGUUCAUCAUAGAUGUUGGCUACGAAAGGUUCCUGGGCCCUGAGAUUUUCUUUCACCCGGAGUUUGCCAACCCAGACUUUAUGGAGUCCAUCUCGGACGUUGUUGAUGAAGUCAUUCAGAGCUGCCCCAUCGAUGUCCGUCGUCCGCUGUAUAAGAAUGUCGUUCUUUCGGGGGGCUCGACGAUGUUCAGGGACUUUGGACGUCGCCUGCAGAGAGACUUAAAAAGGGUGGUGGACGCCAGACUGAGACUCAGCGAGGAGCUCAGUGGCGGCAGAAUAAAGCCCAAGCCCGUGGAGGUCCAGGUGAUAACACAUCAUAUGCAGCGCUAUGCGGUGUGGUUCGGAGGCUCGAUGCUGGCCUCAACUCAUUUAUGCUCCUCCUGCUGGUUGCCUCUCGCAGCCGGAGUUCUUCCAGGUCUGUCACACCAAGAAGGGCUACGAGGAGUACGGCCCCAGUAUCUGCCGCCACAACCCCGUCUUUGGAGUCAUGUCUUAGUGGCGGCUUUGACACCGCCCUUCCAGUGGUGUCGCGGCAGGUGCGCAAGUGUCCUUCAGACCCGGAGGAGACCGGCUCCUGUACAUAGCGCGCGUGCCGUGGUGCCGGGCAGCCCAGCAAAGCCAUCUCCGCGCCCAGCCUCCCCCCGCCCCCCCGCCCUGCUCUCCUCUCCACCCGAGCUUCGAGUCCACAGAUCCAAUUCUGGAGGAAUUCAGCUGCGACUCUCAGAUUUGUUACGGAAAACCCUAGAACACGGCGCAAAAUAGCUCCCCACCCAGGGCCGAGUAUGGGGCUCUCAACCCUUUUCCUCCCAGACUAUUUUUGUAAAUAAAAUGUUAUAAACUUGAAAUACAAAUUGAUGUUUAUAUUUCCUAUCAUUUUGUAUUUUAUGGUAUUUGGUACAACUGGCUGAUCCCGAGCACGCGUAGAUGUCCAUGUCAUGGAGUGUUGUCAUAAAACGUUUCUAAUUGUGAGGCAUGUUCUGAUGUGUGUGUAGGCAAACAAAAUAAAGCAGAGCACACUUUUCUGGUCAUGUGUUUGCUAGGAAAUGGUUACGCUUUAUUGGAGGAUGGGGAGGUUAAACACUAAGCAGCGUUGUGUGACAAUUAGUAUAGACAACGUAUCCUUUCAUUUUCUUGUUUGAACUUACUGGAAUUGUUUUAUAGAAGAUGCCGGUUUGCUGUUGGUGAGUGUUCGAUGAAAUACUACCUUGCACCAUUGUAAUAAAAGCAGUUAGACUCUUUAUAAAGAU